This is a messenger RNA of Vitrella brassicaformis, 1996 nucleotides long. The record is from the annotation of a GenBank genome assembly. Lineage: Eukaryota; Vitrellaceae.
AGAAGGGCUUGUCCAUCAAUAUACCCGAGUGGGCCACCCGAUUCACUCUCAACAUGAUCGGAGAAGUCGCAUUUAAGUUCGUGCCGAGCCAAAGACGGAACAUAGUAGGCAGGGAGGCCAUUUGCUCUUCCCCAUUUUGUUUGUCAGUUAUCCCUUCCAUGCCUUUGACGACGAGCGCAACAGUGAAGCCCUCGCCCUGCUGGCAGCCAUCCAUGAGUACUCGAAGGAAGCCCGGCACUUGUUCGUCAAUCCGCUGAGGUCGGUGCCCGCCAAUUGCGCGUAUGCAACUUUCGUGUUGGUGUGUGUCCGUGUGUGCAUGUGAUGCAUCGCAGGCAUUGGAUGUAUCGGUUGAGUGAUGUGCGGAGGUAUCACGGUGCUAUUGGGAUGUUCCGGCGUCUGUGUCAGGAGAUGUAUCGACAAUUCUUGGAUACGCCGCCAGAGCAACGAGACGUACGGAUGGAACAAACAGAGAGAGGGCGAGAGCCUUCUGCCCUUUCAUUGCGUUGGUGUGUCUGUGUUGGUUGAGCAGCCCACGUCGAUCAUUUUUCACAUUCACAAGGCCCCUUACGCGAGCGAUUUCGAGAGAAUUGGCGACAUCUUCAUGCUGUUCUUGGCUGGGUGAGAGAAGGCAACCCCCAGACACACAUGCACACCAGAGAUAAGAUGAAUGCAUCCCACAGCUGAGCUGACUGACAUCUGUCCUGGUGUUUUGUGCAUCCCAAGUCACGACACGACGGGCUUUACCAUCUCGUGGGGCGUCUAUCAUCUGGCCAAGAAUCCGCGUGUGCUCAAGAAACUGCAGCAGGUCAGCCAACCCACACGAAUGAAGACACGGCCAUCCGCCACACCAGACGGCCAUCUGUGUCGCGUGCAGGAGCUGGACGGUGCCGAUUUUGCGGGCGACUUGCCGACCUACGAGGAGCUGAGUCCGCUGCCGUACUUCAACGCCUGCAUCAAAGAGAUCAUGCGAAUGUAAACCGAAAACGAAUGAGGCACGCCCCUCGGUCAUCGAUGUGUGCCUUGUCGGUGUCCCUCUGUCCCUCUGGUCGGUCAGCUCACCAGUGGCUUCCAACGGCAGUAUCCGCCAGACCGAGGGCGGCAUGAAGGUCACCUCGGGCGGUGUCGACUACUGGCUUCCUGGCGGAUACGAGAUCUACGCAGCGAUCAUGCCCGUCCUCACAGACGACAGAAUGUACGCGCAAUCUAGAAAUUUUGACGCACCGUGCUUGCAUCCUUCAUAGGAUGGGUGUGUGUCAGUUGGGGUGACGGCAACGUGUUUCGUCCCGAGCGGUGGCUUGAGGCCAGCGAGGAGCAACUCAAGCUCUACAACAAGGCCUUUCAACCAUUCUCUAUGGCACCCAGAUCAUGGUGAGUCCAUGAGUAGCGUCACAGCAUCACACACGAGGAAUGAAUGGAAGAAGAGGACCAGUGGGAUGUUUGGCUGUCCUGCUUCUUUUGCUUUACUCAGUAUCGGGACCAAUCUGGCCAUGAUCGAGGUCAGCACGACACAAGAGGAAGAGGGAGAGAGAUCCGUAAAGGAGGGACCAUUGUCUGUCUGUACGUGUCUGUGGUUGUCAGGUUCGUCUGACGAUGGCUGUCCUGUUUACUCGCUAUGAGUUUGAGGUCAUCCAAGAGCCCACUCCGGUCUCUGCCGUCACGUACGUGCCCUAUCUACCACAACACGACAGAACAGAAGAUACGAAACACGUGACAGCUAGCUCUCUCUUCUGCUGUCUGUCUGUCUGUCUGUCUGUCUGGUUGCUCAGCUAUAAGCCACAAGGCCUGACAGUCCGGUCGAUCAAGCGAACAUGAGAUGUGCGUGCCAUGCCAUGCCAUGCGUGUACACGUCUAGAUGUCCAUUUUUCUGUACGUGUUGCCUUUAUCAAGACCCCCUGUCUGUAGCCGGCAGUUCCUCACUAGAGAGACGGCUUGCAUUAACCGUAACACUCGUCUGUGUGUCCGUGACACUCAUACAAAUAAAUACAGUCCCAUGAGC